AUGGAACCAAACCCACCAUCACGAUCUAGUCUCAUCAAAAAAGCAUCCCGAUACCGCACCCUCAUAAGCCUCCUCUCCAUACUCGACAGAUACCUCUCCUGGCCCCUCCCCUCAAGACCAGAGCUCGAGAUCUCCAUCCCCUCCCAAACCAGCAAAUGCCCCGGCUCAAUAGGCCUGCACAUCUUCACCGCGCCCUCAAAAGGCCUCUCCUCCCGAGCCCAACCCCAACCAACUGCACCCCGACCCGUCCUCAUCAACUUCCACGGCGGCGGCUUCUCAAUCGGCCACGCCCUCGACGACUCCCGCUGGGCCAGCACCGUCCUAAAAGCCUACCCAGAAGCCGUAGUAAUAAGCGUCAACUACCGCCUAGCACCCGAACACCCCUUCCCCAUAGCCCUAGACGACGGCACAGACACCAUUAUCUGGCUCUGGGACCACGCAGACCAAUACAAUCUCGACAAAACGCGCUUCACACUAACCGGCUUCAGUGCAGGUGGAAACCUCGCUCUAACAACCCCCUUCCGACUGCGCGAAUGUCAACAGAAACGCAAUGCAGGGAAAAUAACCCUCGCUGGCCAAAUUGCUUUUUAUCCCAGUGUGGAUUGGACGCGGACGCGCGCAGAGCGGGAUGCUACUAAUCCCAUUUCGGCGGAGAAAUCUAUGAUUUCGGCUGAUGUUUUUCGUUUCUUUGAUGAUUCGUAUUUGCUGAGUGCGGGUUUGCCGAAGUUUGCUGGGACUGAGAGUGUGGAUAUGGGUCAUAUGUUUCUUUCGCCUGGAAGGGCUUCGGAGAAGGCGUUGCUGGAUGCGUAUGCUCCGGCCGUUGCGAUUUAUACUUGUGGGUGGGAUCAGUUGCUUGUGGAGGGGGAGGCUUUUCGUGAUAGGCUUGCUGGGUUUGUGAAGGAGGGGAAGAUGGCGAGUGUUGGGGGGUUUAUGGUUGAGGAUGUGGUUCAUGGGUUUGAUAAGGCGCCUUCGUUUUGGAGGAAGGCUCCGGCUAGGGAGAGGAUGUAUUCGGAUGCGGUUAAGCAGUUGGGGGUUAUGUGGAAUAUUGACUGA
Messenger RNA from Penicillium olsonii, 1053 nucleotides. The record is from the annotation of a GenBank genome assembly. Lineage: Eukaryota; Fungi; Ascomycota; Eurotiomycetes; Eurotiales; Aspergillaceae.